GCGCGCCGAUCGUGCACGCCCGCGUCUACCCCACACACGCAGGACCUCCCUUCCCACGACCACACCGAGUGGAGCAAGCCAGAAAGUUUCCAGAAACAAACACAAUGAAGACGUCAUUGUACCUGAUCGCGUUGUGCGCAGCAUUGGCUGCGGUGGGCGCUGCGCCGGCGCCGGAGCCGGCGGCGAACCCCGAACCCGCGCCGAAUCCCGAACCCCAGCCGAACCCUGACGACCGGCCGGAGAUCAUUGAAAUCAUCGCUCCAGCUGCCAGCGCACAGGAGACGCUGGCCACGCUGAACCUCGGCGCUCCCGGCUCUGAGCUGAGCGAGCGAAACAAGCGAACCAUCGGCAUCCUUCGGCAGUUAUUCCCUACGUUGACACAGAUUAUCGAACAGAAAGUCCAGCAGAUAACAAGCCAGGUUCUCCAGACUUUCGGGCCAGUUGUGCUUAGAGCGUUCCUGGGGGGCAACCGCAACGGAGGGGGCGACAAUAUGGGAGGAGGAGGCACCAUCGAACUGGAUGACGAUGACGAUGAUGAUGACGCGGAGCCAGUGACCACGAGUUCCACGACCACCACGGAGGCGUCGACUGACGACGAGAAAAAAAGAAGAAAACGCGACCUAGUCUCUUUGCCGAACGUGGCCGCUGAUGAGAAUCAGUUGCUGUCCGGCGCGGAAUCGCAGCAGGCUGAAGUGAGGGUAGCUUUCGGGGAAAACCAGGGUCAGGAUCAGCAGGUCGCCGCCAGUGAUGACCAGCAGACGGCAGCACAAACCAACUCCGCCAGCAUCGAUGAGAUCACUCUCGAUGAUGCUGACAACAGCGAAGAAAAUAGAAACAAAAGAUUUCUGAGCUUCGGCGGUCAAGCUGGAGCGGGCGGGUCAGGAGGCGGGUCUGGUAACUUCUUAUUCGACAUCGUCAGGCUCGUAGCCGGCUCAUCUUCAGGCGCGUCGGGUGACACCGCCGCGGCAGAGGGUGACGACGCCGGUGCAGCCAAAGGCGACAACCUAACCGAGGGUGUGCCCGGCCCCAUCACCAGGCUCUUCAUCAUCGCCAACCGAGGCAUCGCCAACCUCAUCCAGGACCUCAUCCUCCGCAUCGCACAGACCUCCGAAAGGAUAGUCAACUUCAAAGCGAGAUUGAUCACCUCCAUCAUUUAACGCGUUUGCGGGUAGAACAAUAAUUAGUUAAGUAGAGUAGAAAGUCCACGGGUAAUAAGACGAGGCGAGUGACGCUUCUGUAAUGUAAUCUUUAUUGGUUUAAUGUGUGAUGUUGAGUAUUAAAAUAAGGGUCUCAUCUGUGUUAAGCGGAGACGUGUGCUAGUCGUUUACUAUUCCAAGAGAGCCCAAGAAGUGUUUUUUAAUUUUGCAAAAAAUAACCAGUACGCAGUCUCUUGCUUAACGCAGCGGAGAGCAACGUGUAUAAUUUAAAAGUGCUUUUAAAACCGUGCAGGCGAACGUUACAAAAAUCCUACAAGCUGUUCCGUUGACGUCUCUGCACGGUUCUAAGACCACUGGUGGUCUGAUUAAUUUAAGAGUUAAUAUUAUAGGUCUCGUCUUCUUAUCUGUAGGCAAUGAGUGCUACGCUGGCCGGCCCGUAGGCUUGGAAAUAACUAGCGAGGUCAAACCACUUGAGUUUGCUAGUCAUAUUUUUGGCUUGAUCAUAAAAAGUAUGUCCCGCACGGUUUUGUGUGAGGGAUGCUUGUUAUGGGUAGCUUAGCCCGGCCUUCUUUAGGCCUGGGUCGCGUGGGCUGGGUUGAGGCCUGGGUCAUGUGGCCUAAGCCGAGGCCUGGGUCUCGUGGCCUAGGCCGUGGCUGGGUGAGGCCAGGGCCGGCGCACCGACGGCGGCGUGGCGUGGCCAGAAGGCCGCCCGGCGCCAUCGUCAUUCCUGCUCAAGCUUUUUUUAUAAUGUGACAAUUUUCGAUUCGUUUUUACGUUUGUAAAUAUGUAUUAUAGCGGAAUUUUGUAUAAAAUAAAACGAUUAGUUAAAUUA
Messenger RNA from Ostrinia furnacalis (Asian corn borer), 1989 nucleotides. RefSeq names its product translation initiation factor IF-2. The transcript has 7 exons. Bases 105 to 1157 code for a protein of 350 amino acids. The record is from RefSeq and is a predicted model, not a curated record. NCBI's taxonomy places the organism in Eukaryota, Metazoa, Arthropoda, Insecta, Lepidoptera, Crambidae.